GCGUGCUGUUGGGGCGUGGCUUUGGAGCGACGCAGUUAUAACGCGGAAGGUAAACACGUGCCGUACACAGUCCAAUUUUACUUUGACAGAGAAGAUUUUCAUCAUGAGAGCUGUAACACCAGAAACUCAGCCAAAGAGGACUUCCAGGAGGUCCAAGAUUGCCAAACCCGUUGUUGAGAAACGCAGGCGGGAGAGGAUCAACCACAGUCUAGAGACAUUACGACUUUUGUUACUGGAAAAAAUGGAUGAUGAGAGGUUGAAAAAUCCCAAAGUGGAAAAAGCAGAGAUCUUAGAGAGCGUGGUCCACUUUUUGCAAGCUGAAAUUCAGAUGAAGAAGGCUCCACGUUUUGGAAAGAAGCUUCACUUUGAGGAGGAGGCGAGACAACAGAACUACCAGGAUGGCAUGAGAUCCUGUCUGCGCAGAGUCAGCAGCUUCAUCGCAAAUAAAUCACAGGAUUCCGAGCGCCAAAGUCCAAUGAAUUUCUCCCCGAUGUACAUCUCUUCUGGUCACCUCUCUCCUUCGGCACACCUCCCCUCUCCGGGACACUUCGGGAGGGCGCUUUUGUCCUCUCCAUCCCUCUCGCCCUCUCCUUCACUGGGCCAGACUCCUGUGCACUACCCAGUUCACUCACAGACUGCUGCUCGGGGUUAUGACAUAACCCCACAAAAGCUCAGCAGCGACACCGUGUGGAGGCCGUGGCCCCAGUAAAACACUUGAACUGAAAAACAUAUUUUUAUACGUUGCCUUUUGUACAUUUGUAAAUAUGUAAAGGAUUGUACAGAUUUGUACUUUGUACAGAACAGAAGCUCUAGUUUUUUUUUUGUUUUUGUUUUUUUUAGAUGAAAGUUGCACCUUCUUAGUUUGUGUCUGUACUUUUUUGUUGCUGAGAACACAAAUUGAAGCGUGCGUCAAUGAUUUCAAUGAAAUACAUUUGUGUUUUUUACCUUGUGAAAAUGUUUCUGUACGAGUUGAACGUGAAUUUUGUGAAGCCUCUUAAUGAGCAACCUUGUUGUCUGGUACAAUAAAAGUACUUCUCUGCUCUUUCAUCCGAAAG
This is a messenger RNA of Periophthalmus magnuspinnatus, 1055 nucleotides long. It is a transcript of the gene her5, whose product is annotated as hairy-related 5. The record is from RefSeq and is a predicted model, not a curated record. Gene Ontology annotation, cellular component: nucleus. Gene Ontology annotation, biological process: anterior/posterior pattern specification; regulation of transcription by RNA polymerase II; regulation of neurogenesis. Lineage: Eukaryota; Metazoa; Chordata; Actinopteri; Gobiiformes; Gobiidae. The coding region runs from base 104 to 709 and encodes 201 amino acids. Gene Ontology annotation, molecular function: RNA polymerase II cis-regulatory region sequence-specific DNA binding; DNA-binding transcription factor activity, RNA polymerase II-specific; protein dimerization activity. The transcript is spliced from 3 exons.